UCACUUCCGUCGGCUUGACUCUGAUCACUAUUCCCCCCACUAGUCUCACUCCCCACUUUUGUUCUCCCAGUCCCAUUCAGCCAUCGCUGCCGAGAGCAACGGAGCCAGCCGGUCGGGAAACCGCGAGCCACCGCAGAGUAGCGGACUCGUAUUACGCAGAAUAAACACCCGUCCGGUCGCCACAUGCUCAGCGCAGUCCGCACAGAGGAUACGCGGCACUCCGUAGUUACAUAACUGGACUACUUCUUUUUUUUUCUCUUACUGUUGGGGCUUUUUGUCACGCUUUCUCUUUUUCAUCGCACCGAACACUCGCUAUCCCCGGUGUCUCAAGUCAAGAUGGAGAACGACGACAAGUACCUCCCCGAGCUUCUGGCGGAGAAGGACAGUCUGGACGCGUCCUUUACGCACGCCAUGAAACUUUUAAACGCAGAAAUUGAUAGAAUCCAGAAAGGCGAGACUAAAAAGGAGGCGGAAGCGUACCUGGACCUUUUCACAACAAAGAACAUCAAACUUAAGGAACGAGUGCUCAUACCUGUCAAACAGUACCCGAAGUUCAAUUUUGUGGGCAAGAUUUUGGGACCUCAGGGCAACACAAUCAAACGGCUACAGGAAGAGACUGGAGCCAAGAUCUCUGUGCUGGGCAAAGGAUCCAUGAGAGACAAAACCAAGGAGGAGGGUCUGAGAAAAGGCGGGGAGCCCAAGUACGCACACUUGUCCAUGGAGCUGCACGUGUUCAUCGAGGUGUUCGCCCCCGUGCCCGACGCCUACCUGCGUAUGGCCCACGCCAUGGAGGAGGUCAAGAAGUUCCUGUUCCCCGAUAUGAUGGAUGAUAUCUGCCAAGAGCAGUUCAUGGAGAUGAGCUAUCUGAAUGGAGGCCAGGAGCACGUAGCCCGAGGUCGAGGGGGCAUGCCGGCCAGGGGCCGUGGGAUCCCUCCUGCUGCAGCACACAGGGGUAGGGGAAUGCCUCCUCGCGGUGCUGCCCCAAGGGGAGGUGUGAGUCGAGGUGGCCCAGUGAGGGGCGCCCCGGGAGGCCGAGGAGGACCCCCUGCAGCACCUGCCAGGGGAGCUGUGGCACCCCGCGCCAGGCCCCCAGCUGCUGGACCUCCCCAGAGGAUGGCCCCCGCUCACCAGCACUCAGCCACCACUGGCCCCGAGAGCUAUGAUGAAUAUGGCUACGACGAGAGCUACACAGACACGACCUACGAGUCAUACGACAGCUACUACAGUCAGCCGCAGGCAGAGCCAGAAUACUUUGACUACGGACACGGAGAGACCACAGACUCGUACGAGUCGUAUGGCCAGGAUAACUGGAACGGGACCCAGCAAGUAGGUCCAGGGAAGGCCCCUCCCCCAUCGAGAGGUGCCAAGACGCCUUACCGGGAGCACCCAUACCGACAGUACUGAACCGGACUUGCCACCCCUAACGCGUCGCCCUGACUACCGCCUGUCUCCCACGGCAGCUCUUGCUUUAAGCAGCCCGACAAAAGUAAUUGUCCGUUUUGUCUUUGGUUUGGUCUUUUUUCCUACACCGGACUUAAUACAAGAGAGCAAAUUGGUGAACUGAAAAUCGGAACUGGUUUUUGAGAUUUGAUCGUGAACUCCUGCCCCCACCCCUACUUUGUCGCACCGGCCAACCACCCACCCAUCCAUCCAACCAACCAAAGCGGCUUUUAGAUGGGUUAGACCGAAGUUGGCCUCCGUUUUUUGUUCUCUCUUUCAUUUAAAUUUGGUUUAUGUUGCUGUAUUCUUUCUCUGACCCUUUUUACCCCACUCUGGCUUUUUUUGCACUGUUGAUCAUUACUUUUUUAACUGUUUGGGAGUAAUCAUUUCUAGUGGAAUCAGUGGCUCAUUACCCACUUGUCUAAGGAAUCCAUAUUAAAUGUUUUUAAAUACAAAGAAUCUGUCGCGGGUCAGUUGCAGAUUCCCAUUUAGGCUACAUUUCAAAAUUCUGUUAAUAUAGCCAAAUAAAAGACCUUUUAAACUUCCAAUUAUGUAAUAUAGAAACAAAAAAAAAUCUAUCUUAAAUGAAGUGACGGUUAAAGAAUCAAUGUUAAUGGAAUUCGUUCUUGAUGAGAUUGUUUGUUUUUAAAUAGUUCUAAAACGUUGUCCAUUUAGACUUAGGCAGCAAUAUUUGUUAUUGUACUUAGAGUUUUGAAAUAUAGCCCUAAUAGACACUGUUGAGAUGGACUGUCCUCAAAUCCUCAAUUUGUUAUAAAUGUUAAAAAGUUAAUUUUAAGUUUCUGAAAACAAAAUGCUUGUUUAAUAAGAACACGGCCAAGAGAUGGCCUCCUGUUAUGCUAAAUACAAAUCAGGUCUUCAUUCUGUGAUCUGAUUCUCUUUAAACUGCAUGCACAAAGUACUCAAGAAGGAUUGGGACACAAAUCUCCACAUGGGUCUUCUCUUUCUAUAGAGAAGGGAUCCUGCAGCUCAAUCCGAACUAUUGUACAUAUUUUAAAACUAACUGUACUUAUUCUGCCACUAGUAUCUGUACCCUCUCCAUAAAAUGCAUUAUGCUACAUGUGUAAGCUUGCCUAAAUAGGUUACUAAAUCUGUCCAAAAGAUGUUUUGCAGCAGUUUGUCAAUAAAGCUUAGUUUGUUUUUUAUGAAACUUAACUUGCUUUAUUUGUUUCCUGUCCUAGUAAAAUUCUGAAAUGGCCUUUUUUAAACAACCUUCAGUCAGAUGUAGGUGUUUUGCUUUGUUUCUCAUUCAAAGCCGCAUUUUAAAUCUAAAUGAAUGUAUUGACGUCUGGAGACUUUAACCCUACUAAAUGAUGUCUUGAUUGAUUAUCAAAAGAGCACAACUUAUUCUUUCUCUCUCUUUCUAUACUUUUAUAAAAGGACCCAGAGGUAAGACCUCUAAAAUAACCUGGAUAGCUUCCUAAUGUGUAUAGAGUUCUAAAGCAUUGAAUGCCUGGGUAUGUAUAAGACUUUUUCAAUCCUCUUACCUGUGGUCGUAAUCGUUAAUGAGAAUUGCUUUUAUAGCAUCUGAAAAUUAACUGAAUCCAAACCACCACCAUUCAGGUCUAGACUUCGUCGUCAUGAAUGACGCUGGCGCGAUGGCUACUUUAGUACAGAGUAAUGGCAGUGCAAUGGAGAGGAUGGUUAUAACCUAGAGAACUCCACUGUAAAGGUAACCUAACCCUAAAUGUUUAAUUUCGUAGUGUGUUUAUCCAUUGACAUAAACUUGCUGGUAAAUGCGUACACUUUCUUAAAAUAUUAUUGCAGUCAUGGCAACAAAAAAGAAUCGACUCAAAAGUAAGACAAACGUAACUUCCAAUAUCAUACAGUAGUGGAUUUUAUGUACCAAAAUAACUGUUCUGUGUACUAACAAAAUAUAUUAGCAUAGUUUUAAUGCCACUCAUGCUAAAAAGAACAAAGCCAAAUCUAUGUCAAUCUCUUCUGUACAGUUGAGCUGCUGUUACUUUUUUCAUUUGCUGUGUAAAGGUUGCUUACUGUAAUAUUGAAAAAGUUCUGCCUGUACAAAAAGACAGCUUGAGUUGCAUGAGCAUAUCUUCUCCUGUAGACGUUGCAUGAUCUCUGUCUCAAGUUUCUCCCAGUGUAUUUCGACAAGAUAUUGAUUUGGGGUGUGUCCUUCCUUCAGGCACAGCCGACGGUCACUGAGUGCCCAGAGACUGACAGUCUGCUGAAGUGAAACCAUACAAAGCUCAGGGAGGCCGUGCAAGGGAGCAGCUCAUCAUGAAGGAGUCGGUUGGACGACGCUCUCUGGGCGCCCCGUUUAAAGGAGUGGCCUGAAGCCCAUAUCUGAUCCUGGAUGGGGAGAGGGGGUUUGGUGUGGUGGCCGAAUGCCAACUGACCCACAGGUGCCAGCUGGCCCAGACGCCCACUGAAAAGGACUGAGGCUGCAGCUGGUCAGCGAAGACACUCCGCUCAGUGGGAACCCAGAAUAACCACAGACUGACAAACAGCUACCAUUCUGCGUGGACUUUUUCCCACUGUUUCUACAUUUCAUGACAAUAUUGAAGUACCGUGCAUUAUCCUUGUGUAAUUAUUUUCGAACAUUGAAUACACCCACUUGAAGCCUUUGCUGGUGGCAUGCUGCUGUACAGUUUCCCACGGACCACCCCCUCUUCCAACAAAUGUAAUUGUUACAGCCUAAUUUACCAUAAAAUGAGCACUCCUCUUAUAGUCAGCUGUGAAAUUGUUUUUAAUUUCUAUUAACACUUGAAUUAAAUGUGAAUCCAAUUCUUGGACUUUUUGCAGGACAAUCUGCAUUCAAGAAGAAUCGUGUGACAUCUGCAUUUUAAGUAUUUCAAUUAAAUAAAACUAAACUCCAGGCUUAAGAGUUAGAGAUGCACAGAGAGUGCAGAUCACUAUCUCGCUACAAACGUUCACUGCGAGCUCACGCGCGCUGCCGCAUCGUCACAUGGCACGGCCUGUGUAGCCCUCAGGAUAUCAAAUGCUAAUUCAUCGUCACAUUUGCAUUUACUCAAAUGUGCCCUCCUUGCGAAUGUGCAACACUUUCAUAAACAACGCUGGCCUGUUCUCAGCGUUUUCACAUCCAAGUAUGAUAAUUGAGCAAGAUGGAGCUAUGGGGAGGGCCUCUUGUGAGAAAAGGACAGAGGGCGAAGACAGACUUUACUUGCUUGCCUUCAUCUAUCCAUCAUGCCUCUGUUGAUCCGAUUCCCCUCUGUGCCAUUUUCUGCCAUUAUCACGGAUAUUACAGCUGCCGCUGGUGCUGAGUUACAUUGGAGGUCAAAACUGUACUUUCCUGUAUUAAAAACAAAUCUCUUUGUCCCGAUCCACUGGUCAGAGGCAGCAUUAGCCAAGUCAGAGGCUCCAUUUAGUGUAUUAAAAAAAAAGCUAGCAGCUUAGAGGAUAGAGCAUUAGAUAUUAGGAACGGGCAACCGGCACAUAUCAUUUUUCAGCCUUUAUAUAGCAUUAUGUCAAAAAUAAUGAUUUCUUUGUCUCCAAUAAUUUAAUGAAGGAUAAGCGAUGGUGUGGAAUCCGUCUCCUUUGUUUGAAUCGAUGAACUGUCAAGAGCGUAAAGGGUGAAAAAGAAAGUAAAUGUUACUGUGCAAUGAUCAAUAAAAGCAGACUUGGAUAUGA
Molecule: messenger RNA, 5067 nt
Organism: Platichthys flesus (European flounder)
Lineage: Eukaryota; Metazoa; Chordata; Actinopteri; Pleuronectiformes; Pleuronectidae
Gene: khdrbs1b
Product: KH domain containing, RNA binding, signal transduction associated 1b
Exons: 10
Coding region: 337-1404 (355 amino acids)
Biological process (GO): regulation of alternative mRNA splicing, via spliceosome
Cellular component (GO): nucleus
Molecular function (GO): mRNA binding; poly(A) binding
Source: RefSeq, a predicted model, not a curated record